GCAAGGAAAAUGGCGUCCAGUUCGUCUCGUAAUCCUCCUCCUUUCCCUGCAAACGACGAGCCAGGAGAGGGAUUGCCAGACUUGGCAGAUGGAGACAGUGACGAGGGAGAAGAUAUUUUUGUUAGCAAUGUAAGUAGUAAAUCCGUGAGUCGAGGAGUGUCUCAGCCCGAGCAAGGAGGCGAGCUCCCCGGGGGUGAUACGAGCAGCCGCACCAGUAAUCAGUCCAACGGAGUCAACUCUGACGACGACAACGAUCUGUUUGCCGACGCUCAACUAAGCACAGACAAAUCAUGCAGCACUGCCCGAAAAGAGCUCUCCAGCUCCUCUGGCUCUCGUCCCACCGCCUCGAUUUCGCCGAGUCCUGCUGCCGUGCCAGCCACCUCCUUGGAACAGCUGGAGGAGAACGAGGACAAGGAUACGUUUGAUGUGGAUGUUGCUGUCACCAACCCAGAGAAAGUCGGUGAUGGUAUGAAUGCGUAUGUGGCCUACAAAGUAUCCACAAGGACCUCUUUGUCCUUGUUCAGGAAUAAGACCUUCUCAGUAAGGAGGCGCUUUAGUGACUUCCUUGGACUUUAUGAGAAGCUGUCAGUCAAACAGUCACUUCAGGGUUGCAUCAUUCCAUUGCCACCAGAGAAAAGUGUUGUAGGGAUGACGAAAGUGAAAGUGGGGAUGGAUGAUCCAUCGUCAGUGGAAUUUGUGGAAAGACGACGAGCUGCUCUUGAGAGAUAUCUGCAGAGAGUUGUGUCUCACCCUUUGCUGAUACAAGAUCCUGAUGUGCGAGAAUUUCUAGAGAGAGAAGAUUUACCCAGAGCAUCAAACACACAGGCUCUGAGUGGAGCCGGCUUUCUUAAAAUGAUCAAUAAGGCAUCUGAAGCUGUCAACAAGAUGACCAUCAAGAUGAAUGAGUCUGACACUUGGUUUGAGGAUAAAUUGCAGGAGGUAGAGAACGAGGAACAGCAGUUAAGGAAGCUCCAUGCUGUGGUGGACUCAUUGGUCAAUCACAGGAAGGAGCUAUGUGGAAACACUGCAGUAUUUGCCAAAAGUAUGGCCAUGCUGGGGAACUCUGAAGACAACACAGCUUUGUCCCGGGCCCUGUCCCAGCUGGCAGAAGUAGAAGACAAGAUGGAGCAGCUGCACCAGGAGCAGGCUUCUAGUGACUUCUUCAUAUUUGCCGAGGUGCUGGCAGACUACGUCCGUUUGCUGGGUGCUGUGCGGGGCUGUUUUGACCAGCGCAUGCGGGCGUGGCAGCGGUGGCAGGAGGCGCAAAGCGCACUCCAGAAGAAGAGGGAAGUGGAGGCCAAACUGCUGUGGGCUAACAAGCCCGACAAACUGCAGCAAGCCAAGGAGGAAAUCACGGAGUGGGAGGCUAAAGUUACUCAGUACGAGCGAGAGUUCGACAGGAUCGGCAUGACUGUACGCAAGGAAGUCCUUCGGUUUGAAAAAGAAAAAGCCAAGGACUUGAAGACCCAGAUCGUUAAGUAUUUGGAGGCAAUGCUCCAGUCUCAGCAAAGGCUUAUCAAGUUUUGGGAGGCUUUCCUUCCUGAAGCCAAGGCAAUAGCUUAA
Messenger RNA from Nerophis lumbriciformis (worm pipefish), 1563 nucleotides. NCBI's taxonomy places the organism in Eukaryota, Metazoa, Chordata, Actinopteri, Syngnathiformes, Syngnathidae. The record is from RefSeq and is a predicted model, not a curated record.